Capra hircus (goat) is the source of this 3992-nucleotide messenger RNA. It is a transcript of the gene FAM120B, whose product is annotated as family with sequence similarity 120B. Gene Ontology annotation, cellular component: nucleus. The record is from RefSeq and is a predicted model, not a curated record. Bases 109 to 2211 code for a protein of 700 amino acids. The transcript has 10 exons. NCBI's taxonomy places the organism in Eukaryota, Metazoa, Chordata, Mammalia, Artiodactyla, Bovidae.
GUCUCGCGACGGGAAGCGGAAGUGCGCACAGCUGCUGAGGGCCGAGGGCGGCGUGGGCGCGUCUCCGGUGUCCUGGCGCGUCUCUAGAUCCUUCCCAGGAGUUCCAUUAUGGGCGUAAGAGGUUUGCAUGGGUUUGUGGCAAGUAGCUGCCCACAUGUAUGCACCGUAGUGAACUUCAAGGAGCUGGCAGAGCGCCACCGGAGCCAGCACCCCGGAGGGACGCCCGCCGUUGUGGUCGACGCCAUGUGCUGCCUCAGGUACUGGUACACGCCGGAGUCCUGGGUCUGCGGCGGGCAGUGGCGGGAAUACUACUCUUCUUUGCGAGAAUUCGUGAGCGCUUUUACCGCUGUUGGCAUCAAGCUGAUCUUCUUCUUCGAUGGCAUGGUGGAGCAGUCCAAGAGAGGCGAGUGGGUGAAACGCAGACUCAAGAACAAUAGGGAGAUAGCCAAGAUCUUCCACCACAUCAAGUCCCACAGGGAGCAGCCAGGCAGAAACAUGUUCUUCAUCCCCUCCGGGCUGGCCGUAUUCACACGGUUUGCUUUGAAGGCCCUGGGUCAGGAGACUCUGUGCUCGCUACAGGAGGCCGACUACGAGGUGGCCUCCUACGGCUUCCAGAACAACUGUCUUGGGAUUCUUGGAGAAGACACUGACUACUUAAUCUAUGACACCUGUCCCUACUUUUCUAUCAGCGAGCUCUCCCUGGACAGUCUGGACACCGUCAUGCUCUGCCGGGAGAAGCUCUCUCAGAGCCUCGGGCUCCGCCUGGCCGACCUGCCUCUGCUGGCCUGCCUGCUUGGCAAUGACGUCGUUCCGGAAGGCAUGUUCGAGAGCUUUCGGUACAAGUGCUUGACUUCCUAUGCCUCUGUGAGAGAGAGCUGUGACAGAAGAGGUAAUGUUAUCUUAGCUGUAGCAGACCACAUAUCUAAAGUUCUUCGGUUGCAUCAAGGUGAGAAAAAGCUGGAAGAGAUGCUGCCUUUGGGACCAAAUAAAGCUCUUUUUUAUAAAGGAGUAGCAUCGUAUCUUUUGCCAGGACAGAAAUCUCCAUGGUUUAUCCAAAAACCUAAAGAUGUAGUAACUUUGGACAAGCAGGUACUAUCUAUGAGUUCAGAUCCUGAAUCUAAGCAAGAGGUUCCCAUGUGUAUGGACCCUGAAUCCAGGCAGAAGUUACCUGUAGGUACAGACCCUGAAUGUAACCUAGAAGCAGCCAUGUGUGCAAACACUGAAGUUAAACAGGAAGACCCUGUAAAUAUGGGGCUUGAAGCCAAACAUCAAGUAACUGUGGUUUCGGAUCCUGAAAUCUUAAAGGUCGCCAGAGCGCAGCACGUCCGGGCGGAGAGCUACCUGGUGUACAGCGUGAUGAGCAGCGGCGAGGUGGAGUGCAGCAGCAGCCUGGAGGACGCCACGGACCAGGCCCUGCCCAGCCAGGCCUUCGUCUACCGCCCCGUGCGACAGCGCGUCUACUCCCUUCUGCUGGGGGGCGGCGGAGGUGGUUCCAGCACCGGCCCCGCUGUCAAGGAGUGGUUUGUGUACUCCGGGAACCCACUGAGGCAGCCAGACCUCGUCAGGCCUCUGCAGAUGAACCUUCCAGGGGGAACGCCUAGUUUGAGACAACUGUGGCUGAGCCAAGAGCCAGGAAUCCAGGCCCAGCGCUUGGACACACUGCUGGCCUGCUUCGACCUUUCGUCCUCACGAGAAGAGCUGCAGGCAGUGGAGCGCCCCUUCCAGGCUCUGUGCUGCCUCCUGGUCUACCUGUUCGUGCAGGUGGACACUCUCUGUCUGGAGGAUUUGCACGCCUUCAUUGCGCAGGCCCUGUGCCUCCAAGGGAAGCCCGCCGUGGAGCUCGCAGACUUGCAGCUCGACCACAUCGACCCCAGAGCUGUGCAGCUGGCCACCCUCCUGGUGCGCGGUCUUACCACCCUGGUGCUGGUCAAUGGUGCCUGCGGCUCCCCCUGGGAGAUGGCUGACUUCAUGCCCUGGCACCUGUUUGACGGGAAGCUGUUUCAUCAGAAGUACCUGCAGUCCGAGAAGGGGUACACUGCAGAGGUGCUCGUGGAGCAGAACAGGUCCCACGUCACCAGAUUCCACACCCUGAAGUCGGUCGUGUGCAAGGCCUGUGGGAAGGAGAACAGACCGAUCGUCAGCAGGCGUCACUGGCGUCCACACCACGCAGGAAGUAGACAGUAUGAGCCUGACCAGUGGAGAAGAUAUUAGUCAUCUUCUGGAAAAAGUGUGCACAGAAGAAGCCGCAGAAUCUGGCUGUCGAACCAGAGUGAAGCCUCUGGAUCCUCUGGGCCCUCCUUCAGAAUGAAGUCAUCUGAGGAGAAGCUCACCGGGGGUUCCAGACCCAGAGUCACAAGAGGAAAAGCAUCUAUUUCAGCCUUCUUCCUCAUUCAACUUUAAAACGCCUUUGUGGGCUUACUUGUAGACGUCGUCCUGACUCCACGUCCCCAAACAGCCAUGGUUAACGUCUUCAUGCCCGUCUGCAUCUGUUGAUUCUUAUAAUGAAUUGAAAUCUUAUGAUAUCCCACUUUUUUUAACUUUAAUACUAGAGGAUUAAAGUUGUGAGGAUAUUUCCCAGAUGAUCUUAUCUUUUAAGACAUGAUGUCUAAUAAGCUGUAUCAUUUUCCAGAAAUUAUUUACUAAUCAUAAAUUGUAACCAGAAGUAAAGUUUCCAACUGUACCUUCACCGAGAAAGAUGUACCAGCUUCCUUCUCACCUUUUUGGUGGGAGAGAUGACUGCAUGGUCUUGACAUUGCCUGUGACGCAGGGGUCUGUUUCAGUUGUUUCACCCUUUCAUUUAGAAUUUGCUCCAGCCCAGAGCCUGUGCCUGUGAAGACACCUGGAUUCAGCACACAUUAGGCAUCAGACAGGAAGCCUGCAAACCAUGUAGAGAGAAGCAGUAGUUGAGUGUCAAGAAGCCUAAUUUAUGAUACCGCUAACAAGUGGGACAUCUGUUGCUCUUUAUCUGUGAGCCCUGAAGGGCUCUUGUUAAAAAAUAUUCUAAAUGAAUCCAAGUUCAGAGACAUUCUAUUCAUGAAAGAAUUUUCACAUAGUCUAAGAAUUGAAAUUUUAAGCCCCAAAUUGUCCUGACCUCAGCCCCUGGGUAUUUUGAUAAUUGAAAAUAAUCUAGAUUAGGGAUUAGGUUAGCAGCUGUCUCCCUUUGGCCUGGAGCUGCUGUGACUGCCAAUCCACCUUCCAGGCUGCACCCGCACCCAGGAGAGCCUCUGAGUCAUGCUUGCCUGCGCUCACAAGACAUGUCCUUCAGCUGAUGUCAUUAAAACAAAAUAAACCCUAAACAAAUCAUAGUGCACUUUGUAUCUUAGCACUUGAUGCUUUAGCCUGACUGACAGCUGUGUGUGCAGGCUUCUUACUUUGUUUUAGAAUCUUAUUUGGUAAUAUGUGUGGCUCAGACGGUUAAGUGUCUGCCUACAAUGUGGGAGACCCGGGUUCAAUCCCUGGGUUGGGAAGAUCUCCUGGAGAAGGAAAUGGCAACCCACUCCAGUAUUCCUGCCUGGAGAAUCCCAUGGAUGGAGGAGCCUGAUAGGCUACAGUCCAUGGGGUCGCAAAGGGUCGGACACGACUGAGUGACUGCACUUUCACUUUCACCAAAAAGAAAUAUAGUCUCCUAUUCACUUCCUGCAGGUCCUUCUUUAGGACAUCUGCAUGUCUAGUCACUUUUUAUGUAGUCAUGUAGGACCUAUAGCCUUAUUUCCCAAUUUUAGAAAUAGAAUUUUUUUAUAUGUAGGUUUCCUGUCUAAAACCUAUUCAUCUUGUUUUUGCUAAUUUGAUACCACUACUGCUUCUAGAAAUUUCAUUUCUUUGUUGCUUAUUUGUAUAACUUUGAAAUAAAUCUCUCACUCCUUAGACUAGAAGAGUAGACCUCCAUGAAUGUCAUCUCCUGUUUCAUAAGUGAAUUCUAACUUGUCAGUAAAAUAUUUUAUGUUCAUUUAAUGCUUAAGUGAAGCUGUUGAGUUGAUAAAAUCUUUACUACA